AUGGACGACAUCUCGCCGACGCGGCUCCUCCUCGGCGCGCUCGCCGCUGUCCUCGCCAUCGGCAUCCUCUGGGUCGGGAAGCUCAAUGCGACGCUGAAGAAGACGCCGCCUGAGGUCCUCGCCGUCUCGCCGCACCGAUGGACCGAGGCCGAGAUGCGCGCCGUCUACGACCGCAUCCGCGCGAAGCCCGUCGACUGGGCCUCACACCUGCCACCGCGCGCCACCCUCGCCGGUGGCGGCGAUCGACGGUACAUCAUUACGGGUGGUAGCGGCGGUGUCGGGGGUACCAUUGUCCUGCACCUGCUGGCCCGCGGCCACCCCCCCGAGGCCCUUCGCAUCGUCGACUUCCGGCCGCCAGACCGCCCCGAGCUGACCACCGGCGCUGUGGCGCGCGUCGACUUCGUCCGCGCCGAUAUCACGUCCGCCACCGGGACCACCGCUGCCUUCGAUGCGCCCUGGCCCGCUGCCGUCCGCGACCUGCCUCUCACCGUCUUCCACACGGCCGCCGUCAUCUCCCACGCUGACCGCUCGAUGAUCACGUACGAGCGCGUGCGCGGCGUCAACGUCGACGGCGUCCGCCACGUUCUCGACGCAGCGCGCGCCGCCGGCGCCUCGGUCUUCGUGUCGACCUCGUCGGCGUCGGUCGCGUACCGCCCCGUCGAGUACUGGGGCAACCCGCUGCGGCGCUGGCCGCGCAACUACUGGCAGGCCAUCGACGAGGCCGACUUCGCGCGCCCGCUGCGCCCGCACCCCCAGUUCUUCGGCAACUACGCGUACUCGAAGGCGGUCGCGGAGCGCAUCAUCGCCGAGGCCAACGCGCCGGGCUUUCGUACCGGCAUCGUCCGCCCCGCGAACGGCAUCUACGGCACCACCAGCACCACCGACCAGAUUGUCGGCUACUGUCUCCGCGUCGGCACGUUCCCCAGCUGGAUCCGCAACAUCAUCCAGAACUUCGUGCAUGCCGGCAACGUGUCUCUCGGGCACCUGGCCUUCGAAGCCGCCCUCCUUCAGGAUGAUAGGAACGGCAACAUGCCCAAGUGCGCGGGUCAGGCCUUCACCGUCACCGACGACGGCCCACCAACGAUGUUCGACGACGUCUACAACCUACUAAAGGUCAUAGUGGCGACGCCUCCAAUCAAGGUGAUCUACCUGCAGCCGGGGCUGAUGCUGGUACUGGCGUAUGUGGUCGAGCUCUUCGACUUGGCGAGCCGGCUACCGGUAGUGGGACGUAUCGUACCGCGACCGCAGGGAAGCUUGGCGAUGCUGCAGCCGGCUAUCUUCAGCGCCAGCACAAACCACAUAGCUACGGACACCGCCGCGCGGCGUAGCGUCGAAGAUGGCGGCAUCGCCUACCGACCCCUUGUCAGCACGAUGGAGGGCGUCUGCCAACAAGUGCUCGACUGGAACAUUGAGCACGGGAAAUAA
Messenger RNA from Durotheca rogersii, 1425 nucleotides. RefSeq names its product NAD(P)-binding protein. Bases 1 to 1425 code for a protein of 474 amino acids. Gene Ontology annotation, biological process: ergosterol biosynthetic process. Gene Ontology annotation, cellular component: endoplasmic reticulum. The transcript has a single exon. The record is from RefSeq and is a predicted model, not a curated record. Gene Ontology annotation, molecular function: 3-beta-hydroxy-Delta5-steroid dehydrogenase (NAD+) activity; 3-beta-hydroxysteroid dehydrogenase [NAD(P)+]/C4-decarboxylase activity. Lineage: Eukaryota; Fungi; Ascomycota; Sordariomycetes; Xylariales; Xylariaceae.